Molecule: messenger RNA, 1694 nt
Organism: Alnus glutinosa
Lineage: Eukaryota; Viridiplantae; Streptophyta; Magnoliopsida; Fagales; Betulaceae
Product: kelch repeat-containing protein At3g27220
Exons: 7
Coding region: 186-1469 (427 amino acids)
Molecular function (GO): protein binding
Source: RefSeq, a predicted model, not a curated record
CGUGAGAAAGCUCACAUUCCCAUUAUGUCGGUGUCCGGUCUGCAUGUGUGAUGAGAUCUCAAUUCAGAGUCUCUCUCACACUCAAGAUCUUCCCACGCAGAGAGACAGAAAGAGACGCAUGCGCACAGGACUCCGCGACAUUACAUCUCUCUACCUCAAUCUCAUUAUCUGAUUGCAUGUAAGAUAUGGUUAGGCCCUCAGGCUCAGCAAAGCACGGAUCAGCGAAACUUGUUCUGACGUGCGUGGGGCUAUUAGGGUUUGCUCUCGUCGCCGAUUUCCUCUGGGCCUCGUCUUCACGCUUCAGUUCUUCUUACUCCUCCAUUGCCUCCAAUUGGGCUUCUCCUGGUCAUACCUCGCAAAACACCGUAAUUUUGCCCAACAAGGAUGAACCUACAAAAUCCCCCAAAAAGGAAGAAGCUGUUAAGGAUAAACAAGCUGCUACUGGAAGACUCUUAUCAGCAACUUUUGCUGAUUUACCUGCACCAGAAUUAAAAUGGGAAAAGAUGGCAGCUGCACCUGUGCCUCGUCUAGAUGGCGCUGCAAUACAGAUUAAGAAUCUUCUAUAUGUUUUCGCCGGAUACGGCACAAUUGACUAUGUCCAUUCACAUGUUGAUGUAUACAAUUUUACUGAUAAUACAUGGGGAGGAAGAUUUGAUAUGCCGAAAGAGAUGGCACACUCACAUUUGGGAAUGGCAACGGAUGGGAGAUACAUUUAUGUAGUUACAGGUCAAUAUGGUCCACAGUGCAGAGGGCCUACUGCUCGUACAUUUGUACUUGAUACUGAGACAAAGCAAUGGAGGGACUUGCCCCCUUUACCUGUGCCUCGGUAUGCACCAGCAACUCAACUUUGGAGAGGUAGACUCCAUGUGAUGGGUGGCAGCAAGGAGAACCGACACACACCUGGAAUAGAGCAUUGGAGUCUUGCUGUAAAGGAUGGAAAUGCAUUAGAAAAAGAGUGGAGGACUGAAAUACCCAUUCCCCGUGGAGGGCCUCAUAGGGCUUGUAUUGUGGUUGAAGAUCGGCUUUAUGUUAUUGGUGGUCAAGAAGGCGAUUUUAUGGCAAAACCUGGAUCACCAAUUUUCAAGUGCUCUCGUAGGAAUGAGGUGGUAUUUAGUGAUGUUUACAUGCUGGAUGAUGAGAUGAAAUGGAAAGAGUUACCUCCAAUGCCGAAACCAGAUUCCCAUAUUGAAUUUGCCUGGGUGGUUGUGAACAAUUCUAUUUUUAUCGUUGGGGGCACAACAGAGAAGCACCCCGUCACCAAGAAAAUGGUUCUAAAUGGAGAAGUAUUCAAGUUCAACUUGGACACUCUGAAGUGGUCAGUUAUUGGGAAACUUCCUUACCGCGUGAAAACUACACUUGUUGGAUUCUGGAAUGGAUGGUUGCACUUCACCUCAGGACAGCGAGACAAAGGACCAGAUGACCCGGCACCAAAGAAGGUGAUUGCAGACAUGUGGAGAACCAAAUUAUAAUUGUUCUUGUGAACCAAUUUUUCCUAUUUCACUCUUUUCUGCCCAACCCAUUUCCCCAUAUCUUGUAAACUAGCAAUCAAAAUUAGUAAUUAAGAGAAUUAAGGGAGUGGAUGGGGCUCCCCCAUUGGUAGGCCUUGUAAAUGGUGUAAAAACUUUGAAUCCAACUGAUUUGGUACAUUCUUGUUGCCUUUUAUUUAUUUAAUUAUUUAUUUAUUUUCUCUCUUA